Stegostoma tigrinum is the source of this 1528-nucleotide messenger RNA. It is a transcript of the gene szl, whose product is annotated as sizzled. The coding region runs from base 310 to 1176 and encodes 288 amino acids. Lineage: Eukaryota; Metazoa; Chordata; Chondrichthyes; Orectolobiformes; Stegostomatidae. The transcript is spliced from 4 exons. Gene Ontology annotation, molecular function: Wnt-protein binding. The record is from RefSeq and is a predicted model, not a curated record. Gene Ontology annotation, biological process: canonical Wnt signaling pathway; negative regulation of canonical Wnt signaling pathway; non-canonical Wnt signaling pathway.
UCUGAGAUUUGCUUUUAAUAUUAAGUACAAUCCCGAGACACCUUGCAAGUGAAACAAAGAAAAUGCAGUAAACCUCAGGGCACUGUGAAUCGCUGCAGUCUGAAAUGGUGCUGUGUUUAUAAUCUCCGCCUCCACUAUAGUCGCAACGAUUAUUUAAGUAGAUAAUAGAGUCAGGGCCUUAUCUGAAGUAUUUUGACAGUUUGUCGAUAAUUGAUAAAGCAGAUCACUACUGAUAUAAAUACUGCCACAAACGCUGGAGCAAAGAAAAAAGAAAUCUGCAGUUUACUUUUGCGCUCACAUCUCAGAGAGAUGCCUGGUUGCACGCGGGAAUGUUUUGUUUCGCUGAUCUGUGCCCUGUCAUUCGCGCUAAUCGAUUGCUUUGACAUUGGAAUAUCGACCAAGUGCGUAUCCGUACCGAAAGAAAUGGGCUUAUGUCAGGAUGUCGGAUACACGGAGAUGAGGCUUCCAAAUCUGAUGGGCCACACGACACUCAGAGAAGUCAUCCCAAAAUCUGCAGAAUGGGAGUCGCUGCUUCGCACGGGCUGUCACACACACAGCGCCACGUUUCUCUGCUCCUUGUUUGCUCCAGUCUGUUUAGACACAUUCCUCCAGCCUUGCAGGAGCCUGUGUGUAGCUGUCAGGGACAGUUGUAGCCAAGUGCUUGCGUGCCACGGACAGUCCUGGCCCGAUGCCUUUGACUGUGAUCGAUUCCCCGCCAAUGAGGACACCUGCCUCACAUCCAUCAGCACAGAAUCGUCGACUUAUCGAAAAUUUUUUCCCAAGCCAACUUGCCAGGGCUGUCCUAAUGCAGAGGAGCUAGGAGCCCACAAAAGAAUUCUGCAAGCAUUUUGUCAGAACAGUUUCGCUGUCAAAGUUACCCUGACGAAAAGGAAGCGUGCCUCAGGGGAUUCCGAGUAUGAGGUUGAAGGACGGGUGGAGAUGAUUAGCCCUGGUUCGCUGUUUCCCUUUGGAACACGCACUAUCAUUCAGCAGUGGCUCCUGAUCAAUACAAACUGCGCGCACAAACUGACACGCAGCAACAACCGCGCCGUGCAGUAUGUCCUCAUUGGCAAUGUUCAGGACACCAAUAUAAUCGUAAAUAAGAUCUAUUUGUGGCACAGAAAGGAUACUCAACUAACGCUCGCCGCUCGUAAAUGGAAACAACAUAAAUGCUAGGCGGAAGCCUGGUUCGGUACAUUUGUAUGUGAUGACACAUUAAUGCACUCGAUGUGCAUAUUGUAAAUAUAAAUUUAUAAUGUACAGUACAUCUGUUAUUGUUUGUAAACGUAUAGGUUGGAAUUAUGCUAUUGGCCCGCUGAGGAUGUAACUGCUUAUCAUUAAAGCUGUGGAGUAUGUUGUGUAUAUAAGUAUAGAAGGAUAUAGCUGUAUAGUAUAUGAAGCUCUUCUAAUUGUAAUUGUAACGACUUUACUUUCAGUGCUAGAACUGCGAGGAAGGCAGUGCCAAAUUCAUUAAUAGGUAGGCUGAUGGCAUCGCUGUCAUUCAUGUAAAACUGUUACAACAACAUUA